Molecule: messenger RNA, 6426 nt
Organism: Limanda limanda (common dab)
Lineage: Eukaryota; Metazoa; Chordata; Actinopteri; Pleuronectiformes; Pleuronectidae
Gene: shroom4
Product: shroom family member 4
Exons: 10
Biological process (GO): actin filament organization
Cellular component (GO): apical junction complex; cortical actin cytoskeleton; apical plasma membrane
Molecular function (GO): actin filament binding
Source: RefSeq, a predicted model, not a curated record
CUCCCGCCGCCGCCGCCGCCUCCGCCUGCCAUGCAGCUCCACCCCGGCCCCUACACAUUACCCUGGCACGCAACUGACAACAGUGACCUGUCCAUGCAGUGGACUCAGCUGUCCAGACCGUACUCCUCCACCGACAGAAGCAGUUCCCUGGGCUCCAUGGAGAGCCUGGACACGCCCACGCCCACCGCACAGCCGGACUCCGACUCCCACAACUCCCCCGUGGACCCGACGCUCUUCAACAACAAGAGGGACUCGGCCUACAGCUCCUUCUCCGCCAGCUCCAACACGUCCGACUACGCCGCCGUGCCGCUGAAGCCCGGGGAGACCUGCUCCAUGGAGAACCUCCUCCAGAGCCUGGGCCCGGCGUGCGGAGACUACCCUGCCGGUGAGGCCGCGACCCCGGGGAGCUCGUCCACCGAGGCCCAGCUGAUCGCACACAAGUCCAGGUCCCUCACCCGGCCGAGGCGCAGGCCUGUGGAGGUGAAGGAGAGGCCUUCGUCCUGCUGCUACGAGGUGGAGAGGAGGGGAGGGAACUUUGAGACUGUGAGGAACGGAGAAGGAGGCGCGGAGGAGAGGAAGACGAGUCCUCCUCAGCCUCCGACCAGGAAGGACAGCUUCAGAGCCACGAGGAGUCACAGCAACAAGCGCUGCGCCUCGGCUCCCAUCGAGGUGUCCAGUCUGACCUCCUACUUUGAGGAACACCAGUCCUCUCUGAAGGUUGAGUCAGGGAUUCACAACGGAUUCGUCUCGGCUCCGGAAGAAAGAGACACAACUGGACGUUUCAGAGAGGACACCUCAGACUCACACUACACACAGAGACAGACACACACCCGAUGUGACACUAGUGCUAACAAAGACUAUAGCCUAGACGCCACCUCAGAUCACCUUUCUGACCAGGUGACGACCUCUCCUCCUGGCUCCUCCCCUUCCCAGUCCUCCAUGGAGGUUGAAGAGCAGUCGCUUCACCGGCACAGCGCCCCCGAGAGGCUCCUCGCCACACAACUCCAGUCACUGCAGGUUAACAGUGACUCCUCCCACCCUCCUGAUCAGCUCCUGUUCAGCAACCAGUGUUCCCAGUCCUCACACCAGCCUGCAAGGGACGGCAGCCGCUGCUCCACCCCCGGAUCUGUGUUCCUGGAAGGUGAAGGUGAUGAGUCGUGUGACAGACUCGAUGGGAUGUGUGUAAAUGGCGGCCCACCCUCCUCGGCUCAGCAUCACCCCCCCUGGGGCCGCUCGGUGAGCGUACCAGUGGAUCCCAGUGGAUCCCAGAGGAAACUGAGCUCGGACCAGAUACUGGAAAGUGACUUUGAGCCUCUCAGUGCCGCUGCCAGUGUGGACUCGUUACUGGAGGAGCAGAGAGCGGUGGAUAGAGGAGUAAGUGGAGGGAAGAAGGAGGAGAAGGUGGAAGGAGAGGCAGCGAUGAGGAAGUUAACGCCGUCGAGGAACCACCGACGGAACCGCCGGCGCAACGAGCGGUUCGCCACCAACCUGCGCAACGAGAUCCAGAGGAAGAAGGCCCAGCUGCAGAGGAGCUGCGGCCCGGGGGGGCUGCUCUGCAGUGGGGAGACGGUCCCGGAGGAGGAGGGUCCCGACCUCCAUGACCAACAGGAGGACCCAGAUGUUCCGGCCCAGGAGAGGAGCACCAAGGCUGCUUCACCUGUGAUGCACGAAGACGUCAGGACAACCGCUGAGAAACCAAACGCUUCAGAUGAACCAACUCCGCCUCCGUCAGCAAGCUCCACCCACAGCAACACCACCUCCAGGUCUGUGCAGGUCCUGGACCCGGUCCUGGACCCGGUCCUGCCCAGUUUUGGUGUCGGCAUCCGAGUUGUGGAAGAACCAGCUCCGGCCGGGAAAGCUCGCCGCUGGCGUUGGACCCCGGAGAAUAAACUCCAACCAGAACCCGAGCAGGAGCGACGGAGCAGGGUCCCGGAUGAGAGGGUCUCAGGGGUCACAGGAUCCCGACAUGGGGUCUGUACCUACACCUCCUCCUCCUCCGCCUCCUCCUCCACCUCCUCCUCCCACAGCCGCACCUCCUCAUGCUCCCGGAUGGAGGACACCGACCUCCUUCCGUUUGCAGAUAGAAUGAAGUUUUUCGAGGAGACGAGCAAAACCAUAACUGGGUCGAAUGUUCCGAGUCUGUCGAGUCGUCGGCAGAAGCCCCCCCACCCUGAGCACCAGGGGGGGGGGCUCGGCCUGCAGCCCACCCAGAGGAGAUACUCCUACCAGGGGGCGCUGUCUCAGGAGAGCUCCGUGCUUUCAGACACCAUGGAGAGCAGGAGGCAGUCGGUGAGCACCAGCAGGGAGAGGCAGAGAGAGAGGGAGAUGGAGCGGGAGAGGGAGAGGGAGGAGAGGGGGAGGGAACGAGAGAGGGAGGAGAGGUUGAGAGAAAGGCAGCGGGAGGAAAGAUUGAGAGAACAGGAGCGGCAGCAGGAGAAGGAAAGACAAGAGAGGGAGCUGGAUAUGGAGAGGGCCCGGCUGAGGGGGGUGCAGCGGGAGAGGGAGCGAGAGGAGAGGAUGAGACAGUGGGAAAGGGAGAGAGAGAGGGAGCUGGAGAGAGAGAAAGAGAUGGAGAGACUCCAGAGAGAGAGGGAGGACGCUGCUCAGCUCAGCUCACGUCACCAAGACUUCCAACACAACUUCCAUCUCCAGCCUGGUGCGUUCUCCCAGAACCAGAAUCCACCCCCCCGAUCGGCCUUCCAUCCCGUCUGCCCCCCCGCCCAGUCCUUUGAGAAGCAGCAGCCUCUGCAGCAGGGACACACGUCCAGGAGCUACCCCCCCACAGAGACGCUUCCGGCCCGAACGCAGGACACGAGCUCGCUCAACAGGAAGUACAGCCUGACUGAGAGGGACCUCCCCGGCUGGAGGCGGGACUCCAGACCCCCCCCGGAGAGCGCCCCCCCGCCCCAGCAGCUCCACCCCCACGGGCGAUGUGGCCCCCGAGACGUCGACAGCAGCAACGGGUACUCGUUCCCCCCCCCGCCGCCCCCCCUCGGGCUGCGAGGCCGAGCCAUGUCCGAGAACGACCUCCGCUUCGACGGCGGUCAGCGCUGGGCGCCGUCGGUCUGCGUGGCGCCCGGUCGGACGCUGAGCGAGGUGGAGGAAGGAGCGGGGGGGGAGGCGGCGAGCACGCUCAGGCGGAACAGGAAGAGGACGCCGCCGCCACCGAGACCGCCGCCGCCCAAGUGGGAGCAGUUCCACCGGCGGCGUGCGUCCCACCACACCCUCUUCUCCUCCUCCGCUCCUCACUCCAUCCCUCCCUCCAUCCACACGGCGUCUCCCUCCUCCUCGUGCCUCCCUCCCCCGGAGACGUCCAGGCAGAGGUCCUACAGUCUCCCCCCCGAGAGGAAGGAGGUGACGGAGGCGUGUCCUCGCUGCACCUGCAGCCAAACCCAGGAGCACGCCUUCGCCCACGCCACGUCCAAUCAGCAUCCGGCUCCGUUCCAGGACCGCUCCUUCACCGUGACUCCGCCCAGUCCCAUGUUCUCCAGACGGGCGUUCAGACCGGUGGCUCCGCCCCAGAGAGAGAGGGAGGGGCACCUGCAGAGCUCGUACGGCGAGGAGGAGGAAGAGGAGGAGGAAGAGGAGGAGGUCGUAUCGUCUUUACCUUCACCACCGACGGAAACAAGCAGGUCGUCUGAGGGUCACGCCCACGAGAGGACGCCAGCGAACCAGCAGCACGACGUGAGACCAGGAGCCGAGAGGGAGCGACCUCCUUCUCCCAGUGACUCCACUCCUCCCCCUGGUGGAGAGAACGGAGUUUCUCCUCCUGAACCCUACUUCUCCAUCGCCUCCGAGCGGCAGCAGCAGCAGCUCCGUGGGACCAGAGGCUUCCAGGCCGAGGAGCAGCAGGAGAUCCCAGAGCCGGGAACCGAGUCCGAGACGACCCUGAGCCCGAGUCCCGCCCACAGCCUGGAGGCCGACCUGGACGUCCCCAUGGAGACGGACAUCGAUGACUUCCAGGAGGAGGAGCUUCCGGGAGAGUUGGAACCCAUCACCAGCGAGCUGCCGUGCUUCGCGCUGCCGGUGACGGUCCUGGAGACGGACAUCGACACGUACCCGGACUCUGAGGCCUCGCCGCCGCCGGGCAGGACGCGGGCGGAGAGCAGCUCCGUGGAGGGGGAGGAGCUAGAGACCAGCGAGGGCUCCAGAGAGAGGCUGAGCCUGGAGGAGCUGUUCCCCCAGAGCAGUGAGGGCGAGUCGGGCACGGAGAGCUGGAGAGGAGCCUACCGGAGCCCGGAGCACAACACCGACAGCCUGGACAGGCGCUCCGGGGCGAGCUCCAGCUGUUCGUCCUAUUACAGCACGUCGGCCGCCAAAGCUCAGCUCCUGUCCCAGAUGAAGGACUUCACCGACCACCGGGAGAGAGACGAGGACGACGAGCUGAGCUACAAGAAGCAGCUGAUGGAGAGUCUGCGUAAGAAGCUGGGCGUUCUGAGGGAAGCUCAGAGGGGUCUGCAGGACGACAUCAGAGCCAACACCCAGCUGGGAGAGGAGGUGGAGAACAUGGUGGUGUCGGUGUGCAAGCCCAACGAGGUGGACAAGUUCCGCAUGUUCAUCGGAGACUUGGACAAGGUGGUGAGUCUCCUGCUGUCUCUGUCCGGGAGGCUGCUGCGGGUGGAGACCACGCUGGACACGCUGGACCCGGAGACGGAGCAGAACGACCGGUUCCCUCUGCUGGAGAAGAAGCGUCAGCUCAUGCGGCAGCUGUCGGAGGCCCAGGACCUGAAGGACCAUGUGGACCGCAGAGAGCAGGCCGUGAGCCGGGUGCUGGCCCGCUGCCUGUCGCCCGACCAGCACCGAGACUACAGUCACUUUGUGAAGAUGAAGGCUGCUCUGCUGGUGGAGCAGAGGCAGCUGGAGGACAAGAUCCGGCUGGGAGAGGAGCAGCUGAGGGGCCUGAGGGAGAGUCUGGGUCUGGGUCUGGGUCUGGGUCUGGGACUGGGACUGGGAAUGUCCAUGGGAUACGGACAUUACUGAGGACAGACCGAUCUGAAGAUGCUUUAACUCCGAAUCGGUUUGAAGACGAGGGAGGAAGGAGCUGGAGACAGAGUCGAGUUGAACACUGAAACAAGUCAACGUUCAGUUUCAUGUGUUCAUUUGGUUUAUCGCUGAGAUCUGAGAUGAGAGAAUGUUCUUGUAUCUCUCUGAUCGAUUUGAAGCUACAGCUAAUAGCUUAGCAUAAAGCAUGGAAACCAUAGGCUAGCCUGGCUCAGUCCAACCGAAGGACGGGAUUUGAAGAUGGACGAGAGGACGGCUGCCGACAUCGAACAACAGAAACCAACCACAGCUCCUCUCUGUUCUCUGAGGCUGGAACACGUCCUGUCACUCUCCUCCUCUCUCCACUCAUCACACUAUGUUGCCAAAGACAUUCCCACUUGGUGCUGCUUAUUGUUUCUUCUUCUCUUGUAUAUUUAAAUCUCAGAGAACUCGGUGCUUCGUACCAAGAAACGACAAAACUCUGCAAAAUGUCCGGACUCGGUUUUUCCCCCGAACAUUUUCCAGAUUCAAGUCUGAAAUCGUUAACGACACUAAAGUCACGAUGGCGACGCCCAGUUUGCAGCUUCACUAACCGUCACUGGGACGUUAGCUAAACGUAGAAACACGUAAACCGUAUAAUCCGGCAUCGUAUCAUAUUCUUCGUAACGUCCGCGGCUGUAACUCGUUUCACUUUGUGGAGUUUGAGACUCCACCGACUGUUGUUCUGUACAGAAGACACUUGUGUUUAUAUCGUAUACCGUGUGUAUAUAAUGCUUUGAUUUGUUUUGUAUGACUGGAAUUGUUUGUAAAAGAAAUGAAAAGAUCGGAGAGUAAAGGAAGUUUCCUGUGUUUAGAUCAGAUUGAAUCCUGAGGUUGCAGUUUUUGUUUGAUUUCUUGCCGAGUUAGAAAAGAGAGUUGAUCUCAUUCUCACGUCUGUUCAGGAAAAAUACAGCUUUGUCCAGCUGCCAGUUAGCUUAGCUUAGCAUAGAGACUGGAAACCAGGGGAAACAGCUAGCGUGGCUCAGUGUAAAGAACAGAAUCUGAAUACCACCUCCUCUAAAGCAACUUAAGUUUUCAAAGUUUAAAUUUGUGAUUCACCCCCCUGAUCCUGAACCUUUUCUCUUUGCUCCGCCUGAAUGAAUCCGCUCUGAAAACACACAAAGACAAAAAAACACCUUCAACAAAGCCACUGGUUAAAUGUUCUGUUCAGAAGUUCCACACUCGUUUGUUCCCUCGGUUUCUUCCUGCUGUUCUCAAACCAAACACAGAACCAGAUUCCACGUGUUCUCCUUCAUUUCUCUUGUUUUGUACAUUUCACGUGUUCCUGUAUCGUAAUAAAAAGAUGUUUCAUAAACCGGCUGGAAACGAGCGGGAGGAGACACAACCUUUUUUUUUUUUGUAACUGCAAAAAGAAAAAGUACCAUAAAUAAUAAUAAUAGUAUUUUA